Messenger RNA from Pistacia vera, 1982 nucleotides. Its product is annotated as glycoprotein 3-alpha-L-fucosyltransferase A-like. Lineage: Eukaryota; Viridiplantae; Streptophyta; Magnoliopsida; Sapindales; Anacardiaceae. Gene Ontology annotation, molecular function: fucosyltransferase activity. Bases 53 to 1627 code for a protein of 524 amino acids. The record is from RefSeq and is a predicted model, not a curated record. Gene Ontology annotation, cellular component: membrane. The transcript has 7 exons.
UUUCUCAUUACUUUUUUUUCCACAAAAAAAACAAUCCAAAGAUCAAAGCUUGAUGGGUGUUUUAUCAAAUUUUAGAGGAUCAAGAGCUGCCCAUAAUGCAGAAGAAGGAGAAGAAUUGCCCCCUCUUGCAAAUGGGUCGUCUUCUUCUUCUUCUUCUUCAGUACCGAAGAGGAAAUGGUCAAACUGGAUGCCUUUUUUCGUGGCUCUUGUGGUUAUAGCAGAGAUCGCCUUCUUGGGUCGUCUUGACAUGGCCAAAAACGCAGCUAUGUUCGAUUCUUUGGCUGAUCUUUUUCACAAAUCAUCUCCCGCUGCAACUGAAUUCGAGAUGAUUGGUGACGGUGACUUGGUGAUUGAAAAGCCUCAUGAGCCGCUUGUGGAGGCGGAUGAGACUUGUGAAGAGUGGUUGGAGAAACAGGAUGCUGUAAAUUAUUCAAGGGAUUUUGAGAAAGAUCCUGUCCUGGUUUCUGGCGCUGAUAAGGAGUGGGAAACUUGUGGUGUGGGGUGCAAGUUUGGAUAUAGUCAUGGUAAGAAUCCUGAUGCUGCAUUUGGCAUGCCUCAAGGAACUGGAACAGCUAGUGUGCUACGUUCAAUGGAAUCAGCUCAGUACUAUUCAGAGAAUAAUCUCGCUCAAGCACGACGUAGGGGAUAUAAGAUCGUAAUGACGACUAGUCUGUCAUCAGAUGUUCCUGUUGGAUAUUUUUCCUGGGCUGAGUAUGAUAUUAUGGCUCCAGUCCAGCCAAAAAAUGAGAGUGCCCUCGCAGCUGCUUUCAUUUCCAAUUGCGGUGCUCGCAACUUUCGUUUGCAAGCUCUUGAAGCACUUGAAAAGGCAAAUAUCAAGAUAGAUUCUUAUGGUGGUUGCCAUCGUAACCACGAUGGAAGAGUGGACAAAGUGGAAACUCUGAAGCGCUAUAAAUUUAGCUUGGCUUUUGAGAAUUCCAAUGAGGAGGAUUAUGUCACUGAAAAAUUCUUCCAGUCUCUUGUUGCUGGCACAAUCCCUGUGGUCAUUGGUGCACCAAAUAUUCAAGAAUUUUCUCCUUCUCCUAAUGCAAUUCUACAUAUUCGGGAGCUUGAAGAUGCCAAGAUUGUUGCAAAGACCAUGAAAUACAUUGCAGAAAACCCUGAUGCAUUCAAUCAGUCAAUAAGUUGGAAGUAUGAGGGCCCUUCUGAUUCCUUUAAGGCACUUGUGGAUAUGGCUGCGGUACACUCAUCAUGUCGUCUUUGCAUUCACCUGGCAACAAUGAUUCGAGAGCAAGAAGAAAAAAGCCCUGAUUUCAAGAAACGCCCUUGCAAGUGCAACAGAGGCUCAGAAACUGUGCAUCAUUUGUAUGUUAGAGAAAGAGGGAGGUUUUAUAUGGAAUCCAUUUUCUUGAGGUCUGGGAGUUUGACUCUAAAAGGCUUGGAAUCAGCAGUGUUGAUGAAGUUCAAGUCUCUAAAACACAUGCCAGUUUGGAAGCAGGAAAGACCUGAAAGUAUACGAGGAGGAAAUAAACUAAAAAUUUACAGAAUAUACCCUGUUGGCUUGACGCAGAGACAAGCUUUGUACACCUUCAAAUUCCAAGGAGAUGCUGACCUAAGGAGUCACAUAGAAAGGAACCCUUGUGCAAAGUUUGAAGUCAUAUUUGUCUAGAUUGAAGUUUAUACUCUCAAGCUCGGCAGAUCAUAAACAUUUCGACAUUGCUGAAAUAUUUGCAGAAGCGAACAAGGCAAAUUCAUCUGGGUGUAUUGCUUCUGUGUAUGUAUCCUAACAUGCUUUUCACAAGAGUAUGGAACUGCUAGAUUGUAGGAAAGAGCUAGUGUCGAAAACUACCAAUUGCUUAUUUGUGGCAAGCCACUAGUGUAGUUAGUGACAGAUGAAUUCAUACAUUGAAUGUACAUGAAGUGAGAUUAAAACUUUCUUUGUUCACCAUAAACUAUUGGAAAAAAGAGCUAUUUGAGUUGCUCUUGCUUUAGGAAAUCAAUGAUGCCUAAUAUAAUUUUGUUAA